UCGCCAUAUUACUCAGUCUGUGACGCUUCUAACAAAUAUGAGAUACCAGAGAACUGGUUAAUAACAGACUUUAUUAACAUCAAGGAUGCUACACGACUCGAUAUUGAAGUGACCUAUACCCUCCUUAACUGCCCCUUAGCUGACGUGGGGCCAUUCUGUAGAACAAACUUCUCUCUGUAUUCUUAUCAUACUGAUUUCAAAUAUAAUCCAGACCCAAAAAAACUAAAUUUCCUCAAAGAAACUGUGAUAACUCCAAAAAUUCUUCCUAUACCUGGGGAGCGCACAACAGACACAUUUGAUGGGUCAAUAAUAACAAAAGCGAAGGGAAUUUAUUUAGCAUUAUUAGACCAAGGAACCUGCUUGACAAUAAGAAGGUUUGUUUUAAGAUAUCGUUUCUGCUCUGAAACGGUCCCUUCCAAGUUGGUUAGAUUUCCAAGAACACUUGCCCCAACAAAUGAGAUCAAUCUAACCAAACAAGAAGGAGAAUGUACAGAUCCUAACGCGAUUAAGAAAAACAACAAAACGUUAUUUGCCGUGUGCCUUAGUAAUGGGGAGUGGAACAUAACAGAUAACUCAGCCUGCCUUUGCAGUAAUGGUUAUGAGUUGACGCAUGGAUCUUCAGACUCUUUCACAUGCAAAGGUUAGUGGUGCACUUGAAACCUGGCUUUGCCUCUGAAGCUUUAAGUCCAAAGUAAAUAUUUAAUCAUUUAAAUGGUUCAAUAUCUAAAUUACAACCCCGUUUGUUCAUAUUUGAUAGGAAGCUUAUUAAAGGUUCGAUGCAUAACUUUCAUGAAAUUGGACUGUGUAGCCAUACUUCGUAUGUUCACAUAAGUCAAUCGGUGGACGUAGAUAAGUGGCCUAGGAUGUAUAACCCGAAAGCGAAGACCUAAGAACAAAGAACCCCUUUUGGCUGAGUACCUUUUCGUUUUGCUUCGUCUUCGUAUUUUUCGCAGAUGGAUGUAUUUAUCUAUUGGCCCGUUACGUUCAAAUUCUCUGAUCACAAAUCGUCACCGAAUCGAUUUAUUUUUAGAGCAGACACGUUAAAUUUCGACAUGGUCUGCGAAGAAAAAUACAAAUCGUCGAAUUCAUAAAAAAUACAGAUCUUCUAAUUCUUAAACCCUGCCCCUCCAAUUUGUUACUUUGUAUUGGUUUAUUCUUCAUUUCUUUUUUUUUAGAUAUGCAAGAGUAAGAGUGUUUUAGGGUCUUUGUUUUCAGGUCUUAGAGACUUAGGUCUGAGAACCGCAGGUUAGGGGUUACAUCAAAAAAAAAACCUGAAUGAUUAACGAACAGGGAAGCUUUGACUGUGCUCUGUCCUGUUGUUAAGCGGCUGAAGCACGAAAGAAGUGUGGGGAGAAACGUACCUAGACGGGUGUUUCUUCUUUCUUUCUUGUUAAGUGCUUUACAACAGAACAGAGCACAGUCAAGGCUUCUCUUAUAAUAAAGAAUCCGUUAAAUUCCCUACGCAUUACUUUCAAUUUUCAAAAUAAACUUUCUUUCCAAAGCGAGCAAUAGUGCCGUCAGCGUGCUCUAUACUCUCAUAAAGUACGCUACAAUAAGCCGAUCAGAAUCUCUGUUAGAAUGGUUCAAAUAAUCUGAUUUGCUAUACAAGACUAAAGCUGUCAAAAGUGUCAAACUACCAACGUUCAAAAACCAUCAAAGUUCACAUUCUGCGAUAGUUUACAAACUGAAAUAGUUGGGCUGGUCGAAUUUAACACUUUUGCCUGAAGUUUUUAAGUCUCUAAUACAGAAUCUUAAAGUGAAAUGUUCAGUGAAUUUCAGCCAAAUUAAGACUCAUAAAAACACGCGAGGUUUUUCACAUGACAAGGUAGAAAAUAAACUGUUCAAGGCGAGUGUUUUACGAAUGAACGACAGCCGAAUUCACCGGAACAUGAAGAUCGCUUGGGAUGACAGCGCCGCAAAACUCGGCCCAAUGACUGAUGUGACUUUCCACUCAACGCAUUUGAAAGGAUAUCAGAUCAAGCUCUUAUUUUUUUCUAUGCGGCCUAUGUAGUUUCUGAGGCUUGCUUCACUGCGAUGACCGGAGAUCACCAUGAUGAGCGAGCCGCGAUGGACCUCACCAUGAUCAUAUUCGCUCUGACACUGUCAUGAAUAGUAUGAAUUUUAACAGUUAUGCCAGUUUGGUUAUAUUUUUCAUUUCUGUUUUUUUCUGUUUUGUUUUUGAACACAAAACUUUAUAUACUACACGAGUGUUAGCUGUGUUUGAUAUUUAUUACCGUACGUAAGCUUGCAAUCUAACUGGGCGUGAAAAUCUUUAAAACUCGGACUGUCUAUUUUGUUUUUCCUUUGAAGGUUUUCGUCUCUGCCUACGUUUUAAUAACGUGAAUUACGGCACCUUGCAUGUUUUCAAAUCUUUGCUUGGUUCUUCUGUGGCUACAUGCCGGCUCGCUUGUUCAGAAAUUUCACUUUAGUCCACAAACCAUCGAAGUUCACAAUCUGCAAUAAUUUACAAUUGACAUAGUUCGGCAGGUCGAAUUGAACACGUUUGCCUAAAGUUUUCCUAGUCUCUAAUACAGAAUCUGGAAGUGAAAUGUUCACUGAAAUCCGGCCGGAUUGUGGCUGAUAAAAACAAGUGCAAGGCGUGUGUUUUAUGAAUGAAAAACAGCCGAACUCACAAGAACAUAGAGAUUUAUUGGGAUGACAGUACCGUAACACUUGCCUGCUGUGAGUGGUGAGGCCUUCCACUUAAACCAUCGGAAAGGAUAUCAGAGCAAGCUCUUAGUUGUUCACUCAAAGUGCGGCCGAGCUUGCAAUCUAACUGAGCGUGAAAACCUUAAAAACUCGGAUUGUCCAUAUUGUUUUCUCUUUGAGGAUUUUCGUCUCUGCUCACGUUAUCAUAAUGUAAAUUACGGCGCUCGGCAUGUUUUUAAUCUUUAUUUAGUUCUUCUGUUGUUAUUUGCCGGCUCGUUUGUUCCGAGAUUUCACUUUCAUUUAACGCAAAAAGCUCUCAGUCAGGAGUGCUGCUAGUUGUAACUGGCAUUUAGCAGUUACGGAGAAAAGUUUUGGUAUAGCCAUUUGCCUUUAGGACAUUAGAAACAUAUUUUCUCUCCUCAGCCUUCGAAACGAGUGGAGAUGGUAGACAGUGUGAACUGUGAACUGAGAGUCAUUAGGAGUGAAGACAAAAAGAGUUGUCUUGGUAACCAAGCCUCUGGCGAUCAAUAGUGCCUAGGUUAUCAUAUUGGCCGUGUUCAAUUUCGCGUUAUCGUGGACCGAGUUUUGACUCCCUUCAGCCGCGUUUUACGACUUCAUCGCCAACAUUGUCCAAGAAUAUCUGCUUCACGCACUUCCUUUUCUUGUGCUGAAGCAAAAAAAGCGGUUAAUCCUGAGCCCGUUCGGGUAGCUAAUGAGAAAACGGGAUUCGCUUUUUAUUGCCCACGGGCUCUGCCAGCGACAUAAUAACUGUUGUUAUGAUAAACUAACCUACAUGUAUCAUGCGUGUAAAUGCCAGAAAGAAAUUAACUAACCAAAAGACCUCUCUUGUCAGGAAAUUAUGUAAAAGCUUAUUGAAAACUGAAAUGGCAUGCUACUCUUGAUACCAAUUCCAACAUACUGAAACCAUAAUCACUUGAAACUUUUAAUGGAUAACCUGUUAGAUUUUCGAACCACUUCGUGAAAGCGGUCACCCCUUGGUCCCUGUUUACAUUUUAGAUAAUGGUAUUUGCUUAUAUGCUGGAAAGAAAUAUUGAUCAUGAUAUGCAAAGAAGUUAUCAAAAUAUCAACAAGUCUACGUUCAUUUGUCUAUCAUUGUAAUUGUAAUGUUUUUUACUUUACGUCCAGUCGUUCCAGUAAUUAACAUAACCAUGGUCUUUACCAAUGAAGGUUGUACUAAUGGAAAAUUCAACCAAUCCUCAUUAGUGACGAGGCUAAAAAAAGUGGUAACCAUUUUUUUGUUUUAUCUAGCUAUUCAUAUCUAAAUUACUAAUAUUUCUGCAGUUGCGGUAUAUUACAUGCAAAUCCAUGCAAUUGCAAUUAUAGCUUCGGUUGUUUUUCAAUUACAGUUAACCGCAAUUGAAAAAGAAACUUAUUUGAAUAAACUCAAACAUUCCGAGUGAGUCUGUGCGGUGCUUUCGGAUGCAUGCUCUGAUGUGGUGUUUGAAAGACGUUAUUAAUUACAAAUUGAAAAUAAACCAUCAUUUUUAUUCUGUAAACAUUGAUAUGUUUACCUGAUUGUGUGUGGUGAUCUUUAAAGGUGCUUUUCGAUUUCAUGUUCAGUUUGCUGUUGUUUCCAUUAACAGAUGGAAGAGGCUUUUCCUGGGAGAUUUACAGGUCUCAGAAGUGUGCAGUUGAAAAGUGGCAUUAGGUUUGUAAACUGCCUGGAUUAGCAAAUGAAUUAUAAUUUUCUGGAUUCUAAGGUGCUCUUCUUUAUUUUAACCCUCAUAUUUUCUCUUAAUUAAGGUGUGGAAGAACAACUGUUAACCUAGCACUUAAAUUUAAUUCCAAAACAAAAGAGCAAGAUGUUAUUGCAGUACUUCGUAAUGCUGCCAAAGAUGGAAAGCUUGGAGGCUUCAAUGUGAGUGCAACAAAAAGGACAAGAUCGCAAGCUGAUUUCGACACUGGAACUACAGAAGCAGGCACAGUAACGCUAACUGCUGACAGUAAGUUUUAAGUCUUUUGAUACAUACACUGUAGUUGACUAGUAGCAAGAUUUCACAGGAACGUUUAUCCCUCAUAUGUUCUUCAGUGAAGUGGUUAAUUGGAGUGGGAUUUAAUUACGAGUAUAUUCAGCAUUUGGAACAUUCUUCCUUUGUAAAUGGUAUCCACGUCAGCGUACUUUGUUGCAUUGAUUUGUUAAAACAUCAUACGUAUGUAGUCUAGUAUCUCAUUCUGCAUGACACCGCAAAAGAUAAGGGCUGUAGGGUGAUAGGAUAGGUGAAGUAUGAAAUAACAAACAAACAGAACAAUGGCGCAAACAAUAACUUGCAACGCCUUUCUUUCUUAACUCCACCAGCUAAUGAGCUAGGGUACUAGAUCUCAUCCAAUAAAAAAUCAACUCGUGUAUUUUUCGGUGGUACUUUUACAUAUCUAUGAUAUUUUUUUGAUACCGCAAGCAAAUGUCGCGAGAACGAUAAGCCUUCUGCCCGAUGUGGUUAGCAUUGAUUUCUGCUUGUCUUGGUUCUUUAUUCAGACCCUUACAUGAAUUUUGUAAAGUAAUGAAUCGUUGCUCUUAUUUUGGCAGAAUAAAAAAAAAACAUAUAUCACAAGAGCAACAAACUAGGAAAGAAAGUAAAGCAUUUGAAAUCAGGAUCCAACAUUCAUUUACUUUAUUUUUAGUUCUCACAAAAAAUUCGGCACUGAUAUGAUUGAGAAAUGAUUGAGAAGGUGCUCGUACGUACACGUAUGUACUGCAUACAGACUUCUUCAAUAAUUAUAAAGUAACCACGAAAAGUAAUGAAAAAUGCUCCCAUCGACUGUAGUUCAGUGUAAACCUAAGAAAUUUCAUUUUGCUGGCUCGUAAUUCUAAUUAUUUUUGAAACAUCAUAAAGAAUAAGUAAGGGAAGGGUACUGGUGGAAUAACUGUAAUCUAGUUCUCAUACUUAGUUGGACUUCUUCCUGUAGGUAUCAACAUUACAUUUUAUUAGGCUUUUAAGUAAUUUUACGCGAAUUAGAUAAAAAAUUGUAUGCGUAGAGAAAGGCAUCAAGACUAAACUUGCUAAGAGGAGAAUUGCAAACAUAUUGUUUGUGGAGGCAUAUAUUCAUAUCUUGUUUUUCUUCUGUUUUCAAGGUGCCCUGGGGAUUACUGUUGGUGUGGUGGUUGGAUCAAUUGCAGCACUGGCGGUUGCUUCAGGAAUAUUCGUCUUUUUCGUAAGGAAGUUAGGAAAGCGCAACAGCAAGAACUCAAAUGGUAAGAGUAGUAUUUUAAAAUGCCUGCUUUGGAACAUAAGAAAAAUUGCGUGGUAUCAGGCAACUAAGAAGUUUGUGUUGUUUGUAGCCUCAUUUAAAAACAAGGCAAGUUUGGAGAUUUCGAAACAGUUCUAACAAAUCCCUGUUUUUAAGAGGUAAAAAGAUGUGUUUGUCUAACUCCGAAAUAAAAGAUGUAACGAAAUUAUUAGAUCGAUUACAAACUUAUUAAAUUUAAAAAACCUGAAAUUCCUGAAAAAAAAAAACAACUCAAUACCACUGCGGAAAACACUGAAAACAAGAGUACGUAAUUUUUCAUUGUCAGGGUCUAAGUCUGUGGAAGCUGGAUUGGCUGAUACUGUGAAAUCACGCGGACCGAACGUGAAUACCAAAAGAUGUGAUUUGAGAUUCACAAACUGAAAAAAAAAAAUUCAACAACAGUAACGUGUUAGGCAAACCGGAGUCUUAAAGCCUCUGAGUGUUUGGGUGAGGUUAGGUGAACACGGUAAAUCUCCUGUAUGAUCUGUUGCGUUCAUGAAAUACAGACAUAUCCAAAUAUUCACGACCGUGAUUAUAUGCCCUCAUUUGAUCGAGUCUGUAUCAUUUUAAUAAUUCAAUUAUAGCCGUAGACUUAAUGAGCGCUUUCUGCUUAAAUUUUCCAUGUAUGAAAUGAGAUAAAUGUCAGAAGACAUCAUUCUGCAUUUCCUUUGUACUACUAUUACUUUCUCUUUACAUACUUUUCGAGCUGGUUUUUCAUUUUUUUAUACUUUCUUUCUGUUUUUUUUUCUGUUUUGGAAUCAGGAAAAAGAGAAAGGUGAGAUUUCUAGAACGAUGAAUUAUCGUCGAAUUUCAUGUUUUGUUGCAAACUGUGUACAACUGUGAACUUGCCUAAUGUUAGCAUGGAUUAUGAUAAUUAUGCUCAGAGCAAGAGUGUCAUCUAAAGUCAGUUUCACAAAGCAUCCUUAACGUGAUGACUUUAAAACUGCUUACGAGUGUGGGCUAUCCAGACAUAAUUAUCUUUUCUUAGAGUUUGUCCAUCAAAGGAAAGGCGCAGAUGCCUAGCUCCUAAUGUUUAUGAUACCUUUUUUGCGCCAAUACAGUAGCGCAAAAUGUCACAUGCUGUAACUAAUCAUUUCAUGACUAAUACUCAUGGAGUACCCAGAGGUGUGCUUUCCAGCCGAAAAAAAAUGUCAACGUGUUUCAUCCGAUAGAAUUUGGAUUAGAGAGAAAAUAUGAUAUUCUUCUUUAACUUUUAGGAAAAACAGAAAAACAACUGAAGAAAUAGGACAAGUCGUUGUAAGUUGCUUGAAUAUUUUAACUUUUAACCUUUUUCUGGUACAAUACAGUAUAUCGUUGUUUUUUCCAAGAGGGCACGGUAACGAAUCCUUCAAUCUGAUUGGUUCUUAGCGCAGUCCGGAUUUUCCUACCCCUGCCAAUGGGCACAGUAACCCUUUUAUGGAUCGCAGAGUACAUUCCUCGUUUUGUUGCAAAUUUUUUCGCAAAUAUACGUUGUAGCUCUAGUUAAUGAUUGCGUUUAUUUUUUCAAACUCAAAAGACUGGACUUGAAAUGGCGGAAGCUUCUCAAAGCCAGAAGUGCUUGGCAUUGGAUGUGCGGAAUCGGUCACCUUCCAUGACAGAUUCAGGGUUGGCGAACUGUUCACAACCAGGCCAGUCUGUCACUGAAAACACCUCUCUAUAUCCAUCACCACGUUUUUCGAAGAUUCCUUCAGAGCUCGUGACUAUAGAAAAAGUCGUUGGUCAAACUCAAAAGACUGGACUUGAAAUAGCGGAAGCUUCUCAAAGCCAGCAGUAUAUGGCAUUGGAUGAGCGGAAUCGGUCACCUUCCAUGACAGAUGCAGGGCAGGCGACCUGUCCACAACCGGGCCAGUUUGUCACUGAAUACGCCUCCCUAUAUUCAUCUCCACGCUGUUGGGAGAUUCCCGCAGAGCUUGUGACGAUAGAAAAGGUCGUUGGUCAAGGGGCUUUUAGUCAGGUUGCCAGGGCAACAGUCAUAGGCCUCCAGGGGAGACCAAAGAAGACGCUUGUGGUUGUUAAGACGUUGAAAGGUAUCAAGUACUUCGAAUAAUUAGAUGUGUUUCAGUGAAAUUUCGAAGUUAACACUCCCCUCGAAAGACGUAACCUCAAGCAGGUAGCAUCAAAAAAUUCCGCCUACUUCUCGAUCCUGACGGUAGCAAGGCAAGCCCAGUCUCUCUCCCUAAAUAUGGAGGGGAAGGUUCGUUUAGUAGUAUAUCUAUUCUUCAAUCAGUAUUCAACUAAACGUGACCUCAGUUAAUAGAUCAGGGUCGUGAGACAAUUUGAAACCAGGUAUUAACCAUGAAUGAGUUGAACAGUCCUGUGUACUCGAAACACGACAAGCGUCUCACGUGGCCUCAACAUGAAACUUGAACGUUCGUUGUCAGCUGGUUCAGCACCCUCUGAUAUCAGAAGUCGUAAAAUUUUCUUCCAAGUUAAUCAGAAGAACUACUUUUUUUCCGCAAGAACUUAUCGACACAAACGUUUUUAAGUAAAAAAGUAAAUUAUUGUCAACAAUCAACUCUCCUCCCUCCCUCUAUUCAAAGGUAGCAAAUCUCAAAAACUGCUUUUUCCGAAUUCAAAUUGACAUAAGGGUCGUCCCUUUCGACAUGAAACGUCAGUGGGAAAAGAAAAAUCCAUGUUUCUGCUGAGAGUAUGCCGCUCAGCAAUUGCUUUGCAGAAGUCUUAUUUUUAUUAAAUUAAGUAUCGUUAAAGCAUGGUCAUACUGGUACAGCAGUGGAAUGAAGGGUUUUGUCAUUGUAUAUGUCGACUGAGAACUGUGUUUAAAAUUAUAUUUACUUGUAGAGUGUAAACGAAGUGUUAUGGUCUCAAUUAGGUCGGUCUCAUUGAGCUUUACACGUGAGCCCCAAAGAUAAACUUGUUUAAGAUAUUUCAUAACAUUAUGACUAUUUCACGACCUUAUGAUUUUGAAUAAGAUGUUCAAUCACCAAGCAAAACAGAGCUCAGAGUCAGAAGGGAAAUUUGCAACUUAAUUCGAUUCAGCAAGAGAACGUCAACUGACAUCCUCUUGAGUUCAGCUACUGCUGUUGUUUGUAAAGGUAACAGCUGUUGGGUGAUCGUCUUGCAGAUGACGCUUCUGAGUCGGACAGGAAGGACUUGAUGUCCGAACUUCGAUUGAUGAAGGAACUCGAUGCUCAUCCUCAUGUCACUGAACUUCUGGGAUGUGUCACGAAAUCUGGUAAAUGUGGAAAAAUAUACUUUAAAAGCCCAAACAAUUAUUUUCAUCAUUUUCCAGCAGAUCUCUUGCACAGUAUAAACAUAUUUCAUGUUUCUCAUGCUCUACAGAGCCAUUGAUGGUGUUGAUUGAAUACAUUCCCCAUGGAGAUUUAUUGGGAUACCUCAGAAAGAGCCGUGGAUUGAAUGAUACUUACUUCGAAGACCCGGAUAUCAAACCACAAACAAAUCUGACGUCAGAGCAGCUUAUGAAGUUUGCGUGGCAAGUUGCCGAUGGAAUGUCGUAUUUGUCAUCGAUACCAGUAAGCAGGAACGUUAUCUACUUACUGAAAUGUUACUUUGACACAUGUUGCUGAAAUCGGACAUUGGUCCCGACUUUUUUCUUUUCAUUAAAUUCGUCUGGAUCCCCCUUAAUUCGUUUCAACAUUAAAGAUUUGAUUUUAUUUGUCGUAGAUUAUCCAUCGAGACCUUGCAGCUCGUAAUGUGUUCGUUGGAGCGGGGGAAACGUGUAAAGUGACAGACUUUGGUAUGGCCAGAGAUGUCCUAGAUGAUAACAUUUAUCAAAUUAGGUCAAAGGUACUUAACUAUUUUGAGCCAAAAGUUGGUGUCGAAAUUAGCUAGGGAGAGUGUUUGUCUGUAUUUUUAGAUUUUCAGUUAAUCACUGGCUCUGUUUGCUGUUCUCCAACAUAUCAUAUUACCGCUAGAAUUUGUCAACCAAGGUAGGGAUGUGUGAUCAGUCUACUACACGCAAAGUUAUGACUUUCAUUCUUGCUCUUUUCUGCACUUUUGUUAUGUUAUGACUUUCAUUCUUGCUCUUUUCUGCACUUUUGCCGAUCAAUUCAAUAUGCUUUUCAUCAAGGGACCUAUCCCUCUGAAGUGGACAGCUUUUGAGGCGCUGCUUUACGGGAAAUAUUCUACCAAAAGUGACGUGUGAGUACAAGGACCACAUUAACAUUAUUUUUUAAGUUUAAUGGGAAUAGCCUCUGGGAAAAAUUAAUGGCUCAUAUGAGUGCGCUUCCCACAACGGCUUACAGAAGGUGUUAAAAUUGUUUCCAAAGACAAGAACGAUUAUUUCUCUAAAUUUAUGCCGUUUGUUCUACAGGUGGAGCUACGGAGUUCUCCUCUAUGAGAUUUUCACGAUUGGUAAGUUAAAGAACUGAUGGACAGACCACUAAUUUUGGCCUUAAAACUCGUGUUGACCCGCCAAGAAGUCGGUAGGCUCAGCUGGGAAAAAGAUGAGCAAUGGUGCAGGAUGUUUAAUGUAAAGCUAUAUUUACAAAUGUUGGAACAUUUUUGUAAGGUGUAUUUUGAGUAGCUUCUCUAUUUCAGGUGGCUCGCCGUAUCCAAAGAUGGAUGGAGGACAAAUUUUAACAUCGCUAGAAGCGGGAUAUAGAAUGCCUAGACCACAACACGUGGAUAAUAAGUUGUAUGAAAAAAGUUUGUCCUUGUUGUUGCUUCUCUUACGACACCUUUUCUCUUAAAAUAGUUUUUUGAAAUUAGGGUCUUGAGAAUUUUUGGCUGUAGUCAAAAUUUAACUGGCUUUACUUGUUGAGCCAGUCUACCAACGGGAAAUGUUGGAAUAAUACGAGUUUGUAUCUUGUGAUUAGUAAUGGUAAAGGGACCGUGUGGAUUCGAAUCGGUCUGUAUUCUUGCGUGUGAUAGCGGGAGUCCAGUUCCUCUACUACGGAUAUGAUUACAGACCGAAUUAGACGACACGAAGUCUUAUUAUCAAUUGAUCAUAAAAAUUACAAUUUCUGAAUUAAAAAACUGACAAAGGAGGCGUGAAUUGUUUAAUGUCGCUCCGAAAUUGUCUACAAUUCAAACAUAAACAUUCGCCAUUUGGGAGAAAGCCCAAAUUUAGGAGUCUGUACAUUGUUUCUAUGGUGAUUGAAACCAAGUUUGUGAUUGGUUGAUUUUAAAAUACAACUUUGAAUGUCCGAUGAAUGUUUUAAGAUAACAUAAUUGCUGAUAACUACUUUGCAAAUGAAUAAAUGGAAAAUAGGAGUUUAUAAAACCAAUCACAAUAAAGGAAAUUGCAAUUUUUUGUGAUUAGUAAGAAAAGGACCAAAUGGUCCUACUAUACCUUUAUGGAAAAAUCACAACAUUUUAGGCCUAAUAACGCCCUUACUGAUGCCACCAAUAAGAUGCUGAGAUAUUCUUGACGUUAUUGUUAGGUAUGACUUAAUGACAAACUGUUGGAAACACAACCCUAACUUGAGACCAUCUUUUGAGGAUAUGAGGAACACACUGAAAGAAAUGGAAGACCACCAUAAGGUAGAGUUGUAGAUUUUUCAAAGGGAAUUUCUAAACUUUGAUCGUAGUUUGCUCUCGCACAUACAAGAUACACAUUAAGAGUAUCGUUAACCUCUAGUUGGCAAAUCUUGUGUAUUGCCACAGUUCUUUAGAAAAUUACAGGAGUUUGGAAGCUACUGUAACUAAAUUCUGAGGUAAAAAUGACAAAUCAGAAUUCCAUCGAUUGUUCUUACAUUAGUUCUAAAGUUGUUUUGAAGACACGGAAAUGGGAUUGAUUGUGUAUUUCAUGAAAUUCUUUGAGUCCAUCGGCGAAAACCUAACGUAAAUACGAAGUCGUAUUCAGGUAGUACAAGUGUGCUCCUUUGAACGUUCAGUUCACCUAUUUUUAAAUAUGAUUUCACCAUUAAUAUACUCUUUUGGGAGAAAAAAAGAAAAAGCUUUAUUGCAAGCUUAAGAGAGUAUGCAACACUCUAAACACUUGACUGUUUUUUUCUUUUUUUUUCAGGGCCUGAUAAAUUUAGAAAAUUACGAUGAUCGACUCUAUGUUAAUGUUGACGAUCUUGCCGAGUAA
Molecule: messenger RNA, 11908 nt
Organism: Pocillopora meandrina
Lineage: Eukaryota; Metazoa; Cnidaria; Anthozoa; Scleractinia; Pocilloporidae
Source: the annotation of a GenBank genome assembly